CCGUGUCGUCUCCUCUCCAACUACUACUCUCUCUCUCUCUCUGUGGAAGAUUCAUUAAAUAAGGAAAGAAGAGAAUGGUAGGGUCCCUCCUUAAUUGCCCCGAAUUCACUCCACCGGCACAUCCCCGGUCUCUCCCCAAGCGAUUCUCGAGGCGAGCCGGACGCGGAAGCAACCGGCCAUGGCGAGCGACUCGAGCGCGACCCAGCUCAAAUCCGACGCCUUGAUGGAGCAGAUGAAGCAGCACCUCUCCACCGACGCCGGCAAGGCGGUCACCAAGAAGAUCGGCCUCGUCUACCAGAUCAACAUCGCCCCCAAGAAAAUUGGGUUCGACGAGGUGGUCUACAUCGUCGAUCUGAAGAAGGGAGAGGUCACUAAAGGACCAUAUGAAGGUGGAAAACCUGAUGCUACCUUUUCCUUCAAAGAUGAUGAUUUUAUCAAGGUUGCCACAGGAAAAAUGAAUCCUCAAAUUGCUUUUAUGAGGGGAGCAAUGAAGAUUAAGGGAAGCCUGAGUGCAGCGCAGAAAUUCACUCCUGACAUAUUCCCAAAGCCAUCGAAGAUGUGAGCAUUUGAAAAGGGUCUACAUUCUGCGUUUUUUAGUUCCCUCUUGUUUUGGUGGGAAAAAAGGGGAAAGAAUGAAAAGAUUAUUCCAGCUGAAAGUUGUAUGAACUAGUCCUUCACAUGUCAGUCAUGGUGAUAUAGCAACAUUAGUAAUGAGAUAAGGGACUUGAUAAAGGGGCCUUUCUUCUCCAAGUUCUUUUGCAUUUGAAGCUUUGUUUAUACUUUUUUCUUUUACUCCCUUUUUUUGUUGCAGCACAUUCUUAUGUUGGUUUAUUCUCUUCCUUUCAUUAGAAUUGCAUAAUUUAUUGCC
Eucalyptus grandis is the source of this 868-nucleotide messenger RNA. Its product is annotated as non-specific lipid-transfer protein-like 1. NCBI's taxonomy places the organism in Eukaryota, Viridiplantae, Streptophyta, Magnoliopsida, Myrtales, Myrtaceae. Gene Ontology annotation, cellular component: cytosol. Bases 179 to 562 code for a protein of 127 amino acids. The transcript has 4 exons. The record is from RefSeq and is a predicted model, not a curated record.